This is a messenger RNA of Coffea eugenioides, 1117 nucleotides long. RefSeq names its product tetrapyrrole-binding protein, chloroplastic. Lineage: Eukaryota; Viridiplantae; Streptophyta; Magnoliopsida; Gentianales; Rubiaceae. Bases 70 to 882 code for a protein of 270 amino acids. The record is from RefSeq and is a predicted model, not a curated record. Gene Ontology annotation, cellular component: chloroplast. Gene Ontology annotation, biological process: chloroplast-nucleus signaling pathway. Gene Ontology annotation, molecular function: tetrapyrrole binding. The transcript has a single exon.
CUCCUACAUUUCAUUCUUGAUUCUCUCUGGACAAUCAAACAAACUCUCAUCACAAACGAUAAAUUCUUUAUGGCCACUAACUAUUUCAAGUCCAUCCACCACCAUCACCACCGUUCUCUACGGCGGCGCCACUCCAUAGACUGCCCAAGAAGCAAUUUCUCCUCCACCUCCUCCUCCUUUCUCAAACCAACAACUACAAAAACCAGCAACACCCUAUCUCUUUCCCAGUCAAUCUUCGCCACUUUUUCCCUAUCAUCCACCACUUCCACCUCCUCCACCACUCCUUCCACCUCACAAACCAUCUCUUUUGACCUCCUUCAACAACAUUUGUCCUUGAAAGACUUCCGGCAAGCCGACGAAGAAACCCGCCGUCUCCUCAUCGUUCUAGCUGGUGAAGCAGCCCAGAAGCGUGGCUAUGUUUUCUUCUCUGAAGUCCAGUUCAUCUCUGAGGAUGAUCUCAGGACCAUUGAUGAACUGUGGAGAAAAUACAGCAAUGACAAGUAUGGCUACAGCGUGCAGAAAAAGAUAUGGAAUAAAGUGAGCAGAGACUUCACCAAAUUCUUCCUCAAAGUUGGUUGGAUGAAGAAGCUUGAUACGGAGGUUGAGCAGUAUAAUUACAGGUCUUUUCCUAGUGAAUUUACGUGGGAAAUGAAUGAUGAAACUCCUGAGGGACAUCUCCCAUUGACUAAUGCACUCAGAGGAACUCAGUUGCUGAAUCGCAUAUUGAGCCAUCCUGCUUUUGAAGGAGAUGAAGAAGACGAAGAAGAAGAAGAAGAAAAACCAUUGACUCAAGAAAAAGGAGCAGAAAAUGGAGGCCUGAGGAGUAGUAGUGCUAAACCACCAUUGAGCAAAGGAAUUUUCAAGCCAGAUUACAGCUUUUAGAUUUUUGUCAAGUUGUGCCAAGAAAGAAAAAUUGAAUCAACAUACUGACAAAUUUGUGAAUUUAUAUAUUAAUAUCAUAUUACAUAGAUGCAUUGAAAACAUCGAUUGACUGGGAUUGUUGUUUUUCUUAGUGUUCAUUUUCUUUGGAAUGACCCGUUUUUGUAUAAUUUUAUGCUCAGGAACCUAAUGGGGGCAAUCAACCAGUAUAGGUUGAUCGGAAAUCUAAAUUCAAAUA